UUGUGCCAAAGAAAACAACUUGAUUGAUAAUUCUCACCAAAUCCAAAAGGGACUGAAAAGUCUUCAAAUAUAAUUCGUUUGUUUCAUCUCUCAAAAUCUUGAGCAAGACGAGGAGAAAAUGGAAGGCCUAAUUCCAAUGGUAUUCAAAAGCAUCAAGAAAAAUCGAAUUAGAAAGCAAUACAAAUGUCUGUCUUCUGGUGCAACCGAUAAAUCUCAGUACAAUAUUGCAGAUUUUUACACAAAUGAUUAUAGUUAUUACAGCAAACAAUAUGAGUAUGGCGGCUUGCCAGAACCUGAAAAGAUUUCAGAUUUUCGUGCGGAUGGCGGCGGAGGGCACCACCACCGGCGCAACCACUCCAUUCAUGUUGAUUAUUCUGCCGCCUCGGAGGAUUCUGUUAAGUCCAAGCAACUUGUGAGGUUCAGGAGCCUCAGAAUGUUCUCAUGUGUGACUGGUGCAUGAAAAUUAGUUCAUGCUCGAUAGGCAGGAUGAGAUGACACGAGACACGAUUAAAGAACAAAAAAAAGUUCGGAUAUUGUCUGGUGUCGCAUGUUAUGUUUAUUUCAACUAUUCAUGUUCUUAUUUCCUCAAUCAAUCUGUUAUUUGUUUUGAAGAUUUCUGUGUUAAUAUUCUUUAGAAGUUUGUGAAAUUUGGGACAGAAGUAAGUCUCAAUUAUAUGAAAGAAAAUUGUUGAUAUUUAGAAAACUUAUCAAUCAGUUCUUGUCGUG
Messenger RNA from Olea europaea var. sylvestris, 726 nucleotides. RefSeq lists its product as uncharacterized. The record is from RefSeq and is a predicted model, not a curated record. Bases 119 to 460 code for a protein of 113 amino acids. NCBI's taxonomy places the organism in Eukaryota, Viridiplantae, Streptophyta, Magnoliopsida, Lamiales, Oleaceae. The transcript has a single exon.